This is a messenger RNA of Aspergillus oryzae RIB40, 786 nucleotides long. RefSeq lists its product as uncharacterized. The coding region runs from base 1 to 786 and encodes 261 amino acids. NCBI's taxonomy places the organism in Eukaryota, Fungi, Ascomycota, Eurotiomycetes, Eurotiales, Aspergillaceae. Gene Ontology annotation, biological process: polyketide metabolic process. The transcript has 2 exons. The record is from RefSeq and is a predicted model, not a curated record.
AUGCGCGUCCUUGUGCAUCUAGCAGACCAAACAGUUCAGGUACUCUCUGCUUCUCACGGAACAGAUCACAAGAGACAUAUUGUCAAGAGGCGUGUCGGGGCAGGGCUGGGUACGGGAGAUCGGCUGGACUUCGGAUACCGGGCAUACUCAUACCCUGGCAUGAGUCCAGGAUUUGCAGAAAGUGACUUGAACAAUUAUGAUCCGGUAGCGACUGAGAUUGCGUGGACCCGGACGUUGUCCGUUCUGCAAAGCGGGUUUCAGAAGCACCUAGAUUUGGAAAAGACUUGGGAAGGUAUUGAACAGGUCACAUAUAUUCCGACAUUGAAAGGUGCUAGUGGCAUACAGGCUCUUCAUCAAUUUUACAAAACAUCUUUUCUACAGGGUAGACCCCCCUCUAUGCGUCUCCGUUUACUGUCACGGACAAUCGGUGCGGAUAGAGUAGUGGACGAGUUAUAUGUGGCGUUCAAACAUACUCAGGAAAUGCCGUGGAUCCUUCCUGGCCUGCAGCCAACCGACAGACAGGUGGAGAUAGUACUUGUCAGCAUUGUGACGCUCCGCGGUGGAAAGCUAUAUUCAGAACACAUAUACUGGGAUCAAGCAAGUGUCCUUGUUCAAGUUGGUCUGAUUGACCGUAACUUAGUUCCUGAGCAGGCCAAAGGUAUCACUGCUCUUCCUAUUAUCGGAAGAGAGGCCGCGAAGAAGAUUCUCCUACACGAUCAGGAAGAAAGCACCGAGCCUGAAACUGCCUCCAUGGUUGCACAGGUGGAUGGACUGGAUAUACACUAG